Messenger RNA from Schistocerca americana (American grasshopper), 10526 nucleotides. RefSeq lists its product as uncharacterized. Bases 206 to 4534 code for a protein of 1442 amino acids. Lineage: Eukaryota; Metazoa; Arthropoda; Insecta; Orthoptera; Acrididae. Gene Ontology annotation, molecular function: RNA binding. The record is from RefSeq and is a predicted model, not a curated record. The transcript has 24 exons.
CCUGAACAACGAAACGGGAGGGGGGACAGUGGUUGUUGCCUUGUUUGAAAAACGGGGAAGAUUGAUGGCAUGAAUUGUGGUAAAUGCAUGUGUUGUAGAGAUUGAGGUGAUGUGUAACAGAAAUUGUGAGCUGUAAGGCGUGUUGGAAGCCCUGUAAAAUAUUAUUUUUUCGUUACACGUUGUUUUUGUGGCGAAGGCAGAAGACAUGGACGACUGGGACCCAAUGUCUCAUGACUUCACUGAUGGCUCUUUCAAUACAUACAUCGAUGGACCGGGGGCGAGGAUGGACCAUAGCCAGCAACCGUGGGCAAGAAGUACCCGCAGUAAAGGACCGUUCAAGGUCUAUGUUGGCAGUGUACCAGUGGGAAUAAAUAAGGAGGGGCUAACAAAUAUUUUCUCCAAUUACGGAGAUGUACAGAGUGUGUACAUUCAUGAACCACUCCCUGGUCAGCAUGUGACGUGGGCGUUUAUAGUUUUCCCUAAACACAGCCAAGCUGAAAGAGCCAUCAGAGAACUGAACAAUAAAAAACCAUUGAAUUUUAAAGUGCAGUUUGCACUGUCGGAUGGUGAAAAGCAACGAAUCCGUUCAGCAACGGAAAAGGCUGCUAUUUGGGGAACGGUAUCUGAAUCUUUGGCAGAAUCCGAUGAUUUUGCACUGGAAUUGCCAUGUAGAAGAAAGAGUGGCAUCGGGCUUGGAAGAGGCAGUUUCAGACAGGUGUACCUUCAGGAACACAGGACACCUACUGUGGGCAGAGGCAGUUUUAUUGAUGAUUAUUCUGAUGAUGAAUGUUUAGGCUAUGAUGAAGUUAAUGGAGUUAUGUUGAAAGGAAUUCAUUGUAGCCUUCAGUCGGGAGGCAGCAGCAGAACUGUUUCUAAAGGGAGAGGUUUCUACAAUGUAAGUGCGGACAGACCAGGUGUAAAGAGACAAUCACUGUUUCACACUCCGGAGCCUGUGGUCAACAGUUCUGAUGAGCUUGAAAAUACAAUCAGAAGACAAAGUGGUAAAUAUGUUUAUGGUGAUCCUGUACAUUUAAGAGCAAGAGCUUGCCGAGCUUGUUUGGCAUGUGGAAGAUUAACGACUUCUGUAUGUGCACGAUGUGGGGAUUUUUAUUGUUCAGAAGAAUGCCAAAGGAAUGACUGGCCAAACCACAAACCCAACUGUGUAGCUCCACCGGGAAUUGUAAACACUGCCACUGGAGUAUCACCCAAUAAAACAUUAUCUCUUCAUUCACCACUGACGAUUGCUGAAAACAAAGACAGUCACUCUGUUUUUGAACAAAGGAAGAAUAUAAUGGAUAAGAAUAAAGUUGCAGAGUGUCCAGUACUUCCAGUCAAUAACAGCUAUCGUACCAGCACUCCAAGAAAUGGUCAGGAUAAUAAUAGCAUUGAGAGAGAUUUCACUCAGAAGAGUGAUGCUCAACGUGACAUACUUCACCAAGGUGAAGAAAGAAUUUCAGCAAAUGCAGAAGUGUUGCAGACACCACAGCCUUUACUAAGAAAUAAUGAAAAGAGAGAUUAUGGCAAAAGAUCGGAUAUCAAACCUUCAUUGCAACACGGAGAAAAUGUGUUGGCUAGUGAAAAUGUGAAAGGGAGGAUUUUGGCAGAUGCAGAAGUGUCUGGGAACUUGCCUUCACCACUGUUAGGAAUCAAUAAUACAGGAAAGCAAAAUACUUUACAUGAUCAAAUUCAAAAUAAUUACAUGCAGAAUGAGACAGCAAAGCAAUCUGGCAGUCAGAAACGUAAUGCUCGAGGUAACAAAACAAGCACGUCUCCUGGCUUUGGCGAUGUUAAUAGAACACACAGUAGUGAAAACCAGAAUAGACCUCAUAACAGUUAUGGCCAAAAUGAAGCUGGUUGGAAGAGUAAUGAUCAUAAUCAAGGGAAUCGUAACAGUUAUGGACAGAAUGAACCUGGCAAGGGUCGUAACAGCUAUGGGCAGAAUGAAGCCAGUAAAAGGAAUGAACACAGUCAAGGAAAUCGAAAACAUGGUGGUGAUAAAAGUGGUGAUAGAAAUAAAACGCAAAACAGAAACAUCCAUCAGAAGAAUUUUAAGUCACACAGUCAGCACAGACCUAAUCAUUCCGAACAAGACUUAGGAAGGCAGAAAAAGGAUGUAGAGAAACCACCAACAAAACCCAUUGAAAAGAAGCCAUUAGUUCAUCAGCAGCAUAAAUCCUCAGAUGAGCAGCAACUGAAAUCGACAGAAGAACAGCAGUCUAAAUUUACAGACGAAAAUCUUGCUAAAUCUGUUAGCGAGCAGCUCAACAUUGGAUGUACUAGUAGGUUUCCUGACAGUUGUGCUGUAUCAGGUGAAGGUAGCCCAGAUAGUAAAACAGGUCAUGGUUUGGGAAAAGAAGAGAUUAAGUCAGAUUGUUACACAAAGGUCAAGAUUGUUUUGAAAAUUGAUAGUAGGCAAUAUAUGGUACACAAAGCUGAAAAUGAGGAAAAAAUUAUACAACUACUUCAGUUUCUACAGAGUGAGGGCAACACGGAUCCCUGUACUCCAGAAGUAGGGAAACUUUGUGUUGCAUCAUAUGAAGGCAUUUGGUACCGAGCAGAAAUAAUUCAAGUAGUUCCAGAGAUAAGGGUGUUUUAUGUGGAUUAUGGAAAUGAGGAGGCUUGUGCUGCUGAUGAACUGAGAAGCUUACCAAAAGAAGCAUCAGAGCUGCCUGCACAGGCCAUAAAAAUCAAACUGGCAGAAGGGACAUCUAAAAAGUUUGAGGACCUGUCUGAAGAUAAUGAGAUUAUGGUGAAGUCGUUCAGAAAGGACGACUGUGGUGUUACAAUUGUCAUGGUCGAGGGAGAAAAUUAUUCUCAGCUAGAAGUUAAAAAUUCAAAGCAAUCAAAACAGAGUCCAGCUGCCAACAAAGACAAUACUUCAAGGACAAUGUGUUCGCAGGAUUCUAUCAUCACCUUACUUCCAACUGGUGCAGAGGCAGUCAUGUGUGUGAGAGGAAUUGAAAACACUAACCAGUUUACUGGAACACUUUUGGCAGAAACAUGUGUAGAUAUAUAUAAAAAACUUUUUGAAGAUUUGGGUUAUGCAGAAGGUUCAUAUGAUGGUGGUUUCAAACCAGCAGUUGGUGAAAUGGUAGUAGCUCAGCUUCCCACAGAUCCGUUGUGGUACAGAGCUAAAAUAUUGUCAGUACUGCAGAAUGGUUACCGUGUUGCUUUCUGCGAUAUUGGCAUUUCACAGAAAGUAGAGAAUGUGAGAAGAAUCCCUGAGGGAUUUGUAAACUUACAACAGAUGUCUGUAAGGUGUGAAAUUGUUAAGUAUUUCAUGACGGAGAGUGAGGUGUGGGAAAACUAUAUAAAGAUUGGUGGGAACCUGAAAAUGACUAUUGUGGGUGCUUAUCCCACAAAAGUUAUUGCGGAUGUUGUAGAUAAUGUUGUUAUCUGUACAGUUGAAGUGAAGAAAUGGGAUGCUAUCGCAGAAGACAAAGGCAUUAAAGUUGCAGAGUUGGAGAAUAACAGCUUCGUCAUAUUGUCCACGUUUAACAGUCCAAGGACAAUGUUUGUAAGACCAACCUCAAAGAGCAUGCAAGAAAAAUUUAAUAGGAUCCUGCAGGAUGUUGCUGGUCAUGCUUUCAAAGCACCACCUAUGGAUAGGUUGCCAAUUAAAGGUGAAGUCAUUGCUUGCAAAUACAACAAGGAUAACAACUAUUACAGAGCAAAAGUGACUGGUUUUGAAAAAGAUAAAGUGGUUGUUACUUAUUUAGACUUCGGAAACACUGAGCUGGAAGACCUCAGUGAUGUCAAAGAACUAAGUGAAGAAUUGAAAAAUGUUCCUGCAUGUGCUGUCAAGGUACACUUGAAGGAUGUACCGGAGCUUCCACUUAACACACAGAUUGUGGAAUUUCUUAGUGAAAUUACUUUGAAGGAAACAGAUCUCAAAGUGAAAUUUGGUGACAUAAAAGACGGGGUGGAUUUGUUCAUGGAUGGAACACACAUAAAUGCAAAAAUAAAAUCCUUGUUAGACCCAUCUUGGCAGCAACUUAAUAAGACAGAUGUGCCAGCUCUAUACUUCUAUGAAAACUUGAAAUUUGUUGACCUGAAUGUUGGGGAAGAAAUAAGUAUGGCAAUUUGUCAUGUACAAGCUCCUGACACAAUUUUUGGUUUUAAGGAAGGCAGUUCUGUUAUGCAGUAUAUCAUGACAGUUAUGCAAGAAAAGGUGGAUGAGUAUUGCAACCAAGUAGACAAAGAAAGUUUCCUACCCAGGAAAUAUGAAAUGUGCUUGGCACAGUAUGAAGGUGCAUGGUACAGAGCAGCUUGUUUAGAUGUAGAAAGAAAUCUGGUAACAGUUAUCUUCAUUGAUUAUGGCAACACAGAGGAAGUGUCCUUCAAAAACAUCAGGAAAAUGCCUCCAGAUUUCAUGGAUACCCCAGUAGCUGUUGUUGCCUGUACAAUUAAAGAUUUUUCAAAGAAUGGCGCCAAAACAGAACUUAGGUUACAAGAACUUGUGAAUAAGGUGAAAAAGGUGAAAAUUCUGAGCAUGGCAAAGCAAGGACAUUGUGAAGUUCAAAUAAUUCAGUAAAUUUGACGACUUAUUGUGAGAGGUACACAGCAUCACAUCAAUGAGUGUCUUAUAUUUUUACCCAAGAAUUGUUGUAUAGUAUUUCUAAUAAGUGUAAUCAUGUGAUUUUUUUAUGCUCUGAUUUGCUGUGUGAUCUGAGCAAUAAGGACACAAGACUGAAAUAUGUAAGAAGUUUAUGUAUGUUCAUUGUGUUGACAUUUAAUAAUAGUGGUUCUGAUAGUGGUUGUCACAAUGCUCAGACUCAGAAAAUAGAUGUGUUUGCAUUAUUUUGCAAUAAAAAGUAGACAGUUUAUUUCAUUAAGACUCGAUUGUGCCAGUUAAUUAGUGCACAGGGAACGCUUUCAUUUGCACUAUAGCAGUCAACGUGCAAUGUCACACAUGCGGAAAACUCUGAAUGACAAACUGUUCAGUGAAUUGAUGCCUUGCGAAGAUGGUAAACUGAAGAGAAGACAAGUUUGUAAGAAGGCUUUUAAUAAAUAGAAUACUGGUUUUAGUAACUUACAAUACUGUGUUAAAUCAUUCAUUUAGAAACCUUAUUAAGCAAGGACAGGAGAACGUUAACAAGUAAUAGGAUUGUGAGGCUAAAUAAAAAUUGUUGACAUGUAAUGCCAUUUUAAUUGCCUGUGCAUUCUCAUCAAUUUAUUCAAGGGCCCAGUGAUGAGGUAGUCAGAGAUCUAAGGUUGGUAAAACCAUCAUAAGUGAUACAGAUUGUUUAGUAAUUCAAUCAUAUGGAUGUACUCUAAUCUGAUGCUUCUCUAUGGUGAUUUAUGACAAGUUCAGGCUGCUGUCAUGAGAAGUUUUCCUGUUGCCUGGUUUCUUGUAUAGCACUUUGUGUUUUAAUAACAUGAUGUCCUGUUUGUACAGGCUUAUUCUUUUUUUCUGUAUGUUGUGUAACACCAGUGAUCUUUGUGGUUUGGAGUUGAUCUUCCUUCUUCCACUUACGUGAACUUUUAAUUUGAAGGAGAUGUGUGAUUGCUGUGUAGAUGAUAGUGGAUUGGAUAGCCUCAUCGUCUGCCUCCUAUCAUUUUAUCUGAAACAUUUCGCUCUGUGAAGCACAUCAAUCUUGUAGUGGUUUGUGAUCUGAACUGUGGUGACAGUCACAGGUUUUGCUUUGUCAGCCGUGUUUCCUCCUAUGCACAUUUUGUCCAAUUGACAAAGGCCUUGUUAAAUUGUGGUGGAUAGAAGCAGCACCCAGUGCUGUAUAAAGAGGCUAAAGUGUUUCCAGAUUGAUGGCGGGCAAAAUGCAUGAUGAAAGACAGUUAAUAAAACUGACAAUGCAGCUGAUAUAAACACAAGAAGAAGAAGAAGGAGAGCAGCAGUGUGAAUUUUGGACUUACAGGUUCCUUAUUAAGAAAAAAAUUUCGUUGUCUGGUAAAAAUAAAUCAUGAUUCCGGCAGUAAGGAGCAAAGCUUCUCUUUUGAUUCAUGUUUCCAGAAUUAUAUAUUCUUGUACCAUAGCAUUUACUAUGUAGGGGCACCACAAAAGUCGGACAUUGUCUGUAGGGAGUUAAUGAAAACAUAAGACACAUUGAAAGGAAUGUGAAACUUGUGAAGACUAUUAAAUUCUCAAAUUUAAAGCUUCUAGAUGUCUUUAUGCAUCUAAUGACCAUUAACUUCAUUGACUUCACGGAAUAGAGAUGCCUCUGCAAUUCUUAUCUUCUCGUAACGUAAUAUAAAAAAAGGCGUAUUUGUGUUGAGAAACUGUGGUUCCAUGUCAGCAUUCAGAUGAAGUUUGAUGUACAAGUCUUACUUAAGAUAGAGCAUCUUAUCAGCAUGUUGAAGAAAAUUAUUUAUAAGAAUAUAUGUACUGCCUUUAUUAAUGAACAAGGAUGAUAUAGACACACAGACAUAGGAGAAAAUCGGAAACUUUUAUGUCAGUAGAUUUUCCUUUACCAUAUCUGCAACGUUAAUGUACAUGCUAAUAUAUUUUUAUUGAAUUAAUAUAAAUACUACACUAAUUCAUAAGUGUAAUUCCCAGUUUUCACUUACGUGUUUCAUCCCUGUACAUCGCCUGAAAGGCUGUUCUGUUCAUUAUGCUCCUCUAACACCCUGCAGCCAUAUUGAGCUUACGAUUGAAACUGAGCAAUACACAUGUGGAAGAUAUUGUCUGUUCUAAUCUUUGCCCAUUGAAUGCACGGAAACACACAAAACUAUACAUUUGAUGAGCAGAUUCCUCUUCUUUCAGAAUUUGUACUUCAUCAAAUUUCUUAUUUGCAAUAAGUAUGCUUAAUUACAAAAUUAAACCAGACAUUUUCACUUGAUUGAGCUUAAAUCAUGCUGAGCUAUGUUGUUGGAGUUUAUUGCACUUAGUUGUUCUGUAUGUACAAAAUACAAUGUCUACCACAUUGUUUGCCCCCCCCCCCCCCACCCUCCUUGUGUCCUACCACCAAACUGCCUGUAGUGCUUUAAAAGAAACCAUGAAAGGCAUAGACAAAGGUGGCUGAACCUUGAUUUACGCUAUAAACCUGAUUUGUUUUUAUUGCUGAGUCACCCGAUUUAAUAUGUCAAGCUAUAACCAGCUGUCCUUCGUAAACUUUGAAGAAAUAGUUGGUGGUAAGCUUAUCGUCAGUUGCCAGUUCCUGAAGUUUGAUGAAGCAUUCUUUGAUGUCCAAUGACUGCUUGCUACAUUUAAUAUUGAGAAAUGUUGGAACAUUUCCAUGAGAGAUUGCCUUUUUGACACAUGUAAUAAAUUAUGAGACAGAAUUCCUGAUCAGUAAUUACCUUCUGGAGGUGAAAUGUUUUGUCCUGCUGAUAGAUGUAUGUCAGCUUCUUUCUUGUCCUCACUGCGGGUAGGUCCCUAUUGUCUUGGGGUCUGAGUGGUGUGCCCUCCCUUUUUAACUUUGCCACUCUGUUCCCCUCAUCUCUUCUUCCAGAGGUAAAUAAGUACUGAACAGAAAUUCUGUCUCAUAAUUUAUUGUGUAUUCUUGGUAGGAUUUUGCUAUUACACAGACAUUAGAACAAGUACAGUGAUGUAGUUCGGAUGAAUAUGGAUGGCACUUGUCAUGAAGUAUGCUUUCAGAAUACAAAUUGUGAUACAAUAAGUACAUACACUGGCACAACCAAACUAAAUGGAGGAUGUAAUUGCUAUUGUAUCUACCACAUGCUGAAGAGCACUACUGUUUGGCCAGAUCCUACCUUCACUUCGAUCUAGCUUAAAUAAUUAUGUAAAUACUAUUGUCCAGAACAUUGAUAGGUAUGACUUGCUUUAUGCAUUAAAAAACUAAAAAUAAAAUAAAACUUGUAUCCAGCGGAGUCUCUGAAAAUUUCAGAGCACAUAACAAAUGAUUAAACAGUAACAGUCACAUUUUAUUACAUAUAUUGCCUUAAAUAUUCUUUGAUACUGAUCAAAAGUUAAGCUAUUGAAAGACUAUUAAUAUUUGAAGUGUGGCAUAUGGGCAGACAAGUUGUACACUGUCCACUUCCUCAACAUUACUGUUUAAGGAACACCUGAGUGCAAAAAAUUGUGAUUGCCUUACUAUAUGUGGGGAAAUUAAUGUUUUAUGGCACCUAACUAAACCUUGAGAAUAUCUGUGCGAUUCUUGAGAAAAUGUCAUGUUUAUUUAUGUCGGCAGGCUCUGAUGAUGACGAGGAGGAGACUUGUAUUAUUUUGAAAUGUUGCUCAUCUUUAGAGAAAUCACAGAUGAAAAUCUGAUAUGCUUACAUUAACUAUGUUUUGAGUUACUAUCUCAAUACAGUUCCAUGACACUUCCCCAAGUUACUAUAUGCUGCAUGGCAGCAUAGAUGAUGGAUCAGCAAUAAUUGCCUGUCCCUUCCCCCCUCCUGGCAUGAUGAUUCAAAUGUGCUGUGUAGAAAGCGUUUUAUUGUGGAGGUAUGUGUAUAUGAUGAAAUAAUGGUUUUAAGUCUGCACAGAUUUUUGGAAUUUUAAGAACAGUUGUUCAAGUACCACUUUUCCGUAGAGUUCAGACAAUGUCAUUAGUGUGUACUGAGAAUUUCUGUGACUUGACUGACAGAUAAAUCUGUCACAAACUGUGCAGGUCUUCCUUGAACUUUCAAGGUCCAUAAACUGUACAUCUUGAUAUCAGUUAAAGGAAAAAACACAAUACUUAAGGGUGUCUUGCAAGUACUUUUUUUUAGUUGCUUUGUCUUCUGUUAUAUUUAUUUGAAGCUGCCAAUGGUCAUUCUAAAUAUCUUCAUAAAGGUGUUCAGUGCCUUAAUCUGAUCCUGCAAGUGAAUUGCAGCCAUGGUGUUUCAUUCAUAAAUAAGGUUCACGUGGACGUUCUGAUUUAUAACAUUCUGCAUUGUAACGUCAAAGUAUUUUAUAUUUUGCAGACAUAAUAUUCAAACAAUACAGAGGACUUUUGUCCAUGUGUGCUAAUUACUUUGUAUUUGAUUAAAUUAAAAGGAAACUGGUGGAACUGUAUAUCAAGCGUGGUUGUGCUGCAAAUGUUUUUGCAUGUCAGAAUACGGACUACGGGUGUUAACCAUUCCUGUAUGUGGUGUAUCAUCCAAUCUUCUAGAGCUACUGAUUUUAUCAAUUGAAUCUUUUAUGUGUAUUGUAUAUAAUAGCAGCUCUCUGACAUGUCUCUAAGGCACACUCUUGUUGUGUUUGCACUCACUACCAAUUUACCGCACAAUAAAUACCCCACAACCAUUGUGUUAUGUGGAACACAUUGAUCAUCAGUCUAGUUAAAGUGAUAUGUGUAUCCAUGACCAAGUAGCUUUGGCUCAGAUGGUCCCAUAGAUCAUGAAAUGAGAAAAAAGAAAUUUGCAACUGUUUCAGUGACACUGUUCAUUGCAAGCAAAAUUUAUCUGCUUAGAAUGGUGUAUUGACAUAGCAUUCUUUUACUACUCAUCUGUGGAAUGUCAAAGAAGUUCUACAGAAUGACUACGUGCCGUGGACUCUCUCAGUAACAUGGUCUUAAAAAGACAUUAUUCAUUCAUCUACAAAGGGAUAAAUAAUCAACAAUUGCUGCUAAAAAAAAGUGGCAAUUUAACACAUCUUAUGUCAGAAUGCUCUUUUCUGUGUGGUUUAUAUGUUGCCAGGGUCAAUAAUAAUGAAAUGCUGAUUAUUUCUUCAAAUGCUAACUAAAUAUUUUGUGGAACAGUGUUACUGUUCACCACUUUAGUGUCAUUAUGGUACACCUUUCUCUUUCUCAUACUCCACGUUACAGUUACACAAGAAUAUAUUGCAUGACAAAACUGUCAUUAUUAGUCAUUGUUUUUAUAUUAUGUUGAUCUACUUUAAAGUAUAGGACAUGUUUUAUGACUUCAUUGUUUGGUACACUUUCAUCAGCACUUUCAUAAUAUAAUUCCUUGAAGAAUGUGUGGCUGUUGAUGAAAAUUGGGUCAUUAAUAUGCCUAACCCAAGGAUGAAAUUUGCUAGAAGAAAUGAUGAAAUGGAUGUUCUUUGAAUUGAAUGAAAGGUUUAAUGUUUCGACAUUGUAACUUCAGUGGCAAAUAAGAGUUACUUUGUUUCCAUAAAGCGCUAAUUGCACGAGAUAUUUUAUGUUGCUGAAGCAAAAUAUUCUAUGUAAUAUCCAAAUACAGAGUACAUUCAUAUGUUUACUAUUAUAGUGACAAUUACAGAAGUAGGUCUGGGACUGCAUAUGUAAUUGUAAAUAAAAUGGCAUGCAUGUGCAAAAAUAUUGUUUCAGGAAAUUUCUUUCUGAGAAUUUGUGUAAAUAUCUGACUUUUGAAACUAUUUUUGUGAAAGAUUUGAGGAAUGUUCAUCUACUACUUGCAUUAACUUUGGACCACUAUUUGUUACAACAAUUUCUAUAAAAGUGACAUCAGAAAUGCACAUAGGAUUAAUAUAUCUUAUUGAAUGGUACUGCAGAUGUCAAAUUGUAUCAAACCUGAGUGCAGACUGUGGCACUUUGCCUUCUUUUGGCACUCUCAGUAUUUGUUAUUCACAUUUAAUUUUCAGUUCUGAAAAAAGCAUUAUUACUCUGUGUUCUGUUUAAAGUUAUUGAUUGUAAAAAUAUUGUAAAUUUCUUUGUAACACUACUGAGAAAAUAAAGUUAGUUCAUAUA